Molecule: messenger RNA, 5832 nt
Organism: Kwoniella mangroviensis CBS 8507
Lineage: Eukaryota; Fungi; Basidiomycota; Tremellomycetes; Tremellales; Cryptococcaceae
Exons: 14
Coding region: 1-5832 (1943 amino acids)
Biological process (GO): positive regulation of Rho protein signal transduction; intracellular signal transduction
Molecular function (GO): actin binding; calcium ion binding; guanyl-nucleotide exchange factor activity
Source: RefSeq, a predicted model, not a curated record
AUGCAGCCCAACCAAUGGCAGCAACAGCAGUUCUCAUACCCUUCCUUCCAGCAACCCCAACCGACCGGUGCACCACAAGGUCAAGGUGGGUUCGGCGGUAACAAUGUCAACCCUUCUUUCCUCUCCACCCAGCCUACAGGAUAUCCAGGUCAGCAGCAGCAACUACAACCCAUGCAGACUGGAUAUCAACCCCAACAACCUCAACGGACAGGUAUGAUGGGUGGGAUUAGUCAAGGUAAUACCGGCAACAACUAUUCAUUCCUCAAUCAGCCACCUCCUUCCAACUCAUCGUUCCGAUCCAACAAUCUCACCUCUCAGAUGACUGGAUAUCCCGGUGGGGGAGCUAGUGGCCUCAUGUCGCAGCAGACAGGAUAUCAACCCUCUGGUCUGAUGUCUCAACCUACCGGUGCAUCGGGAUUGCUCUCUCAACCCACUGGAUUGAUGUCACAGCCUACUGGUAUGGGUAUGGGAAUGGGUAGAUUACAACCUCAAGCUACCGGUCUACCACACGAUCCGAGAUUACAGCAGAUGAUGCAGAGCUUCAUGCCAUCGAAUAUUAGUCAGCCCUUCGCACCGUCCGGGUUACCUCAAUUCAAUCAACCACAAUCCCAACAACCACUCACCCAAUCAUUCCAAUCUCUCUUACAGAACCCAUCGGUCAAUACACCUAAAGUACCUUGGACUCUAUCUAGACAAGAGAAGAAGGAUUAUGAUCAGAUCUUUAGAGCUUGGGAUACCAAAGGGGAUGGGUUCAUCUCCGGUGAGAUGGCCAGGGAAGUGUUCGGACAAAGUGGGCUGGAUCAGGAUAACUUGAUGAAAAUCUGGAACCUAUCGGACAAGGAUAACAGAGGCAAACUCAACUUGCCUGAAUUCCACGUUGCGAUGGGUUUGAUCUACAGAGCCCUCAAUGGAAACACUAUCCCUGAUGUUCUUCCCGAAGAACUUGUCCCCGCUUCCAUGAGAGAUAUCGAUACCACCGUCAACUUCAUGAAGGAUCUCUUGAAACACGAAGCAUCCAGUCGAUCCAACGCUUCUUCGCCUGGUUACGGAGGUAACAGUCCAGCUCCGACAGGUGCAUCGAAAGACGCGUUGAUGUACAAGCAUUCUGAUGAACGACCGUCCACCUACAAGCCUUCGUCAAGACAUCUAGAUAGGAAGUCGGUCAGAUACGCUGGGGAAGAUCCUGAUGCUGAACUGAAAGAUAUCAGACGUAAACUCGAAAACACUUCUACCUUCUUAGAAAAAUCCGCUGAGAAAAGUAUUGAAGAUGAAGAAUUAGAAGAAGAGACUGAAGCUCUUCACUAUAGAGUCAAGAGAAUUCAAGAAGAUAUUGAAUACACUUCCAAAGGUAGACGUACAGUUGAGAAAGAUGAGGAGAGAAGAAAGCUCGAGAGGGAAUUACUAUACUUGAUGCAUGAGAAAUUACCUGAACUCGAACGGAAACAAGAGAGAAGAUUGGAAGAAAAAGCUAUGGAGGAGAGAGCAGGUGUCAGAAGAAGAGAUGAGAGGAAUCAGACUCAUGGUCGAUACGAUAACAGGGACAGAGACAGGAAUAGGGAUGAUCAUGAUAGGUAUAGAGGUACUUUCGAUAGGGAUAGAAGCAGAGAGCGGGAUAGAUAUGACGAUCGAGAUCGAUAUGAUCGUGAUAGGCUAGGUAGUAGGGAUAAGGACUAUGAUCGAUAUGACCGCGAUCGACGAGGGUCAUAUGAAAGACCUAGAUCACCUCCCUCUACCCGGUCACCCCCUCCGGCACCUCCUCCAGCGUCUGUUGCUGCGGCCGCCUCCGCUCCACCACCGCCGCCAGCACCCGCCCAAGCUGCCGCUCCUUCCACCAAGAACAUGACUCCCGAAGAGCGAAAGGCUUAUAUCAGGGAACAAGCUCAGAAGAGGAUCAACGAUCGACUUCGUGCGCUAGGAGUGGAAUCUGCUCCAGCUGAAGAGACGGUGGACACCAGUGUUCAAGAUAGGUUGGAGAAGGAGAAGAAAGAAGCAGAGGAGAAAUCUAAACAGGCCGAAGCUGAACAAGCUGCUCGAGAUGAAGCUAGAAGAAAGAGACUAGCUGAAGCUGGUGGUCCCGCUCGUGAGGAAGAGAAAUCCCAGACCUCAGCUCCACCUGCUCCCCCUUCACCUGCUGCACCUCUCAAAUCAGCAAUGAAAAAGCCGGCCGCCCCUCCACCCCGAUCCAAGGUCGCACCUCCCCCACCUACUUCUAGACACCCCUCGACUCCAGCUGCGCCUGCCCCUCCACCAUCUGCACCUAAAAUAGUCGCCCCUCCCGAAGAAGAUCCCGAAGAAGUCGAGUUACGACAGAGGGAAGAAGCCGCUGCCAAGGCCCGAGCUGACCGUAGAGCCAGAUUGGAACAGCUUCAGCGAGAAGAAGAGGAAGAACGUAAGCAGGAGGAAGCUUUGUUAGCUGCCAGACAAAAUAGAAGCAAAGCACCUAGUCCUGCUGUAAUUGCACCUGCAACAGAGUCGGCACCACCUCCCCCCGCUCCACCUGUUCCUCCUGCGCCUGCACCUCCUUCUGAAACAUCUUACAAUCCAUUCCGAAAACCAGGUGCCGCUCCUGGAGCUACCCCAUCUCCUGCUGCUCCUGCAGGAGGUUUCAAUCCUUUCUUCAAACCCUCUGCAGCUGUUUCCUCUGGCACCGCAUCGCCAGCUGCCAAAUCUCCUGAACCUGCUGCUUCUGCUCCUCCACCACCCCCGCCUCCAGCGCCUCCCGCUCCACCAGCUCAACCAUCCAAGACCGCUUUCAGAUCCCCUCCAAGUGAGCCAGAGUGGGAAGACAUAACCGAAAAAGAAGCCGACUCCGACGACUCGUCCGACGACGAAACCUUCUCAUCUAGAGUGGGUAGACAGGGUCUCGCUCAGGCUCUGUUCGGUAAUAUUUUGGGAUCAGGUGGAUCAAGUUCGCCUACCACCUCGAGACCUGGAUCUACCACACCUGCUGCACCCGCCGCACCACCAGCACCUAAAGCUCCUUCAGCUGCGUUGUCCAACUUGGGCGGUGGAGAUCCCGGUCAAUCCAGAGGAGCAUUGUUAUCGGCCAUUCAAGGUGGGGCUAGACUAAAGAAGACUCAGACGGUAGACAAGUCUGGUCCACCAGGUAUAGGCAAAGUGAUUGGUGAUUCUGCUCCACCGUCACAUAUCAACGAACAACCUCGAGUUGUUUCUCCUCCUCCAGUACCUCACUCUCAAGAACAAGAUGACGAGGAUGAUUUCCAAAGCAGUAGAAAUGCGAAUAGGCAAAGUGUAGACUGGUAUGCUGGUUUGGCGGCUGACUCGACCCACCCUGCCGCUCAACAUGCCGAGGAGUCUACAUUGACUUCUACAAAAGAGGAAGAGGAGCCGACAUCUAAUGGUGGAUUCGAGCAAGUCAAGGAGAAUGGCGGUGAGGCUGAUGGUCUGGAUGAAUUCGAUCUAUCCAAGACUCUCCGUGUUCGAUCGCUCUACGAAUUCGCCGGGACAAGAGAUGUCGAUCUCAGCUUCAAAGAGGACGUGGUGCUGGAGGCUCACCCGGCCAAAGAUGCAAGCAGUGCUUGGUGGUACGGUACAUUGGUCAAGGAAGGGAGUAAAGGAUGGUUCCCCAAGGAUUACGUUGAGGAAUUACAUGUCACUCAAGCCAAAGCCUUGUUUGACUAUCCCGCGGGCGAGGAAGACCAACUACCAUUUACGGAGGGUGAUGUACUAGAGAUUGUCGAUCAAUCAGACCAAGAUUGGUGGAAGACUGAGAAAGCAGGAGUCAUAUUCUUGGUACCUGCAAGUUACUUGGAGAUUCAAGGCUCGGAAUCCGAAGCCAAAGCUCCCACUGACCCUAUCCUAGAUAUCACACCUCCACCUCAAGAACCCAUCAUCAAAGAUACUGAUAAAGUUGAACAGCUUGCUCCACAACCUACCCUAUCCAGUGCCAUACAACCUAGACCCACAUCGAUGCUAUCUGUCACAUCUUCAAUCGGCAGAUCCCCUUCUCUGUUGUCGGACGAUGACGAUGAUUCGUCUUCUUCGGGCGACUCGGUCCUCUCAUGGUGGUCAUCGGACGAAGAAGGGUCAGACGUGGAUGAGGCAGAGAGUGAAGAUGAGGAGAAAGAAGCGGAGAGGAAGAGAAGAGAGGAGGAUCGACAGAAAAUCCUUUCUGCAGCUGGAUUGCAGAUAAAGAGAGAACCACCACCUAUCCCUGGACCAGGUUCUAAAGUGGGUAGGGUCGUUUCGAGACGUAGACCACCACCUGGUGUGCCAGGUAAGAAACGUAGAAAGGCACCUGCUAUACCAAGACCUUCACCUGGUCAUCCUAGCAAAUCCUUACCUGCCAUACCUACUUCCGAAUCGCCCAUCACCAGUCCAACUGGGACAACAACCUCGAAAGAACCUCAAGACGCAUAUGCACGAUACGAAGCUUUCCUCGCCCAAUCUCAACGUCCACCUAAUUUGAGGGUUGAUUCCAGUGCGAGUGGUAGAGCCAGGAGUCAAAGUCUGAUACAGAAAGUGACGACCAGUCAAAGUAUAUCACCUCAACUUACUGGACCUAGCGCUUCUGCUUCUACCUCCAGUGGUAAUGUACCUCAACCUCAAUCUCCUACUCCUUCAACCGCUCUGUCCUUAUCAGGCAGUACCAGCGGCGGGAAAAUAUCUGGAUUUUUCAAUAAAUUAAUGACGAACGCAAAUCAACCUCAUCAUGCUAAACAUCCGAGUAUCUCUGGACCAAUUAUCAGCGAAAUGAUCAGUAGACCCGACACUCCUUCUUCUACCAACGCUAACAAUAACGGUGGAGGUACACCAAGUGACUUUGGUAAGACCUGGGGUAGUCUUGUGGAGCCUUCUGUACUGGGAACGAUGAGUGAUAGAGAGAGGAAGAGGCAGGAGGCUAUAUUUGAAUUCAUAGCUACGGAAGCUGGGUACGGAAGGGAUCUGCAACUGAUUGUAGAGGUAUUCUACGCAUCCCUUAUCCCCUUGCUAGAUGAGAAAUCGUUAGAAACUAUUUUUGCGAAUAUCGAAGAUAUCUUACUGUUCAACACCUCUUUCCUGAGCUCAUUAGAAGAUAGACAGAAAAGCUGUAGAUUGUAUAUCGAUUGGAUUGGUGAUAUACUGGAGGAGCAUCUUGCGAACGCUGAUGUCUACACGACUUAUUGUGUGAAUCAACCUGCUGCGAUCAAGCUCUUACAAACCCUCAGAGAGAGCAAUCCCGAUCUGGCAGGUCAUCUCGCUUCGCUUCGAGAAAACACUCCCACACUUCGAGGACUUGAUCUCUCCCACUUCCUUCUCAGUCCUAUGCAACGAAUCACUCGAUACCCCUUAUUGAUCAAACAGAUAAUCCACUAUACCGAUAUCCUAGACCCAUCGGGUGAACCCAACUCCGAUCUUCCUCGAGUCGAGAAUGCUUUGAGGAUGGUAGAGCACAUCGUCGGUCAAAUCAAUGAGAGUGUGAGAGAGGCUGAAGGUGAGGAGAGGUUGAAGGCUCUAAGUGAGAAUUUAUGGAUUGGCGGAGAGGGCCGUCUCGAUCUCACCGCUCCAACAGCCUUGAUGGGGCCAAGAAGGUUACUCAAGGAAGGAAAGGUCUCCAAGUCUAAAUCAGGCAGGAGAUUGACGAUGAUUCUGUGUAACGAUAUCAUCGUCUUACUGGAUGGCCAAGACUUGUAUAGGAUGCCUUUACCACUACACGAGGUUCAAAUCCGACAUGGUAGGGAUGAUACCAGCUUCAUCCUGAAAAUCGAUGCACGAAGAGGUGGAGAUACUGUUGCCCUCCGUGGAGUCAAUGCCAGAGAAGUGAAGGAUUGGAUCCAGUUGAUUACAAAAGCUCGGUCUGGCGCUUUGUACGCCAGGGGAGGACGCAAAUGA